This is a messenger RNA of Caenorhabditis bovis, 354 nucleotides long. The record is from the annotation of a GenBank genome assembly. NCBI's taxonomy places the organism in Eukaryota, Metazoa, Nematoda, Chromadorea, Rhabditida, Rhabditidae.
AUGACAUUCAAGAGAAGAAACCACGGAAGAAACAAGAAGAACCGUGGACACGUCGGAUUCAUCCGAUGCACGAACUGCGGUCGUUGCUGCCCGAAGGAUAAGGCAAUCAAGAAAUUCGUGGUCCGCAACAUCGUCGAAGCUGCUGCUGUCCGCGAUAUUGGAGACGCGUCUGCUUACCAGCAGUACGCCCUCCCGAAGCUUUACCAUAAGCUUCACUACUGCAUUGCCUGCGCAAUCCACAGCAAGGUCGUUAGAAACCGAUCGAGAGAGGCCCGCCGUGACCGCAACCCACCACCACGUUUCGGACAGCGUACCGCUCAAGCCCGUCCAGGAGCUGCCGGACCACGUGUCUAA